UGCUCCCGGCUCCGCGUCAGAUUUGCAACCUACUGCGCAGGCGUCAUCCUGUCAAGCCGGUCGGCCGAGUUAGGAUGGUCACCAGAAGCCGCUCUGGCCUCCAGUUUCUCUCCUGCUCCUAUCCCCUAAGGGUAUGGGGACCAGGCAGUCACUCAGUGCAGUGUUCGCCUCUCUCCCCCGGCUCGCCCCAGCCCCCUCACCCCUCUCACGUCAGAGUCGGACGUCCGGAGUCCAAAAUCUGGAGAAGCAGUGAUUCUGGCUGCCUGGUGGCGUCUAGUAGUGAGCUCUCGGCUUUUGGAGCUAUUGAAAGCAAAAGCCGGAGUUUGACAGUGAGAAAGUAGAAGCGACCUCUAGACUGGAUUGUGUGACACAUAAUUUUCACAGACCCCCAUCUCAUCCUGCAAAGUAGGAAGCUGCAGGAGCGCUGGCCCGCGACGUCUCCUAGAAAUUCCUUCGGCCGGCACUUUCUGCUCAAAACUAAACGAGGCGCUGCAGCGACGGAGCCGCAGCUUCCCUCCACUCGGUGAGGCCGCCUCGGUUCUGCCCGACAUUCAGCUCUACUUCUGCCUUCCAGGGUUCAUCACGUCUGCGCCUUCUCUGCUCCAGAGGUGCCUAAUAAAAGUACGGCCCACAUCACCCAGCUAUAAUCGAGAAAAACUUGCCGACCGUAUAAUCCUGUAGAAACGCUAGUUUGAAUCCGAAAAAAACAAAAACAAAAAAACAGGAGUAAGAGUCAAGAUUUAUUGCUCUAUACGGAUCCGGAGGGGACUCUUUCCCGGAAAUUUGACGAUGGUGAAGUGCUAAGACCGCUCAGUGGAUUUUUUAAAAUACCACCAGAGACCGUGUUGAGAGCUGGGAGCUAGUCAGAAGUGACAGGGAAGCCAUGGAAGCAACUGGGAAAGAGGAAAUCAGUGUUGAAGAUGAAGCUGUGGAUAAAGACGUUUUCAGAGAUUGCAGCAAGAUUGCUUUCUACAGGCGUCAGAAAAAACAGCUCUCCAACAAUUCCACCUAUCGUGCGUUAUUAGACUCAGUCACAACAGGCAGAGAGAGCACCACUUUCCAAAUCAUCAAUGAAGCAACUAAGCUUCCUCUCCUUGCUGAAGUUUAUGGUAUAGAGAGAAACAUUCUCAGGCUUAAAAUCAAUGAAGCAACUCCAUUGAAACCCAGGUACGAGGUUUCUGAUGUCCUCAUCGGCAAGCUGAGCACUACAAGGCUGAUUUCGUGCUCAGGGGAUACAGGCAGUCUGAUACUGUCUGAUGGAAAAGGAGAUCUAAAGUGCCAUAUCACAGCAAACCCUUUCAAGAUAGACUUGGUAUCUGAAAAAGAGGUUGUAAUGAGCAUAAAUUCACUGGGCCAGUUAUACUUUGAGCACCUACAGAUUCCUCCAAAGCAAAGAACUACCAAAGAAAAUGAGAAGACUACAUCAGUUGACACUUCUCAGGAGGAUCAAGAGGAUCUAGGCCUGUGGGAAGAGAAAUUUGGAAAUUUUGUGGAUGUCAAAGCUAAUGGUCCUGCCUCCAUUGGUUUAGAUUUCUCCUUGCAUGGAUUUGAACAUGUCUAUGGGAUCCCACAGCAUGCAGAAUCACACCAACUUAAAAAUACUAGGGAUGGAGAUGCUUACCGCCUUUAUAACCUGGAUGUCUAUGGAUAUCAAAUACAUGACAAAAUGGGCAUUUAUGGUUCAGUGCCUUAUCUCCUGGCCCACAAACUGGACAGAACUAUAGGCAUUUUCUGGCUGAAUGCCUCAGAAACACUGGUGGAGAUCAAUACAGAGCCUGCAGCAGAGUACACACUGACCCAGGUGGGCCCAGCUGCUGCUAAACAGAAAGUCAGAUCUCGAACUGAUGUGCGCUGGAUAUCCGAGAGUGGAAUCAUUGAUGUUUUUCUGCUGACAGGACCGACACCUUCUGACAUCUUCAAACAGUACUCGUGCCUGACAGGCACUCAAGCCAUGCCCCCUCUCUUCUCCUUGGGGUACCACCAGUGCCGCUGGAACUACGAAGAUGAGCAGGAUGUCAGGGCAGUGGACACAGGAUUUGAUGACCAUGACAUUCCUUAUGACGUCAUGUGGCUGGACAUAGAGCACACCGAGGGCAAGAGAUACUUCACCUGGGACAAGAAAAGAUUCCCAAACCCCAAAAGAAUGCAAGAGCUGCUUAGGAGCAAAAAACGUAAGCUUGUGGUCAUCAGUGACCCCCACAUCAUGGUAGAUCCUGACUACCCAGUAUACACUAAGGCCAAAGAACAGGGCUUCUUUGUGAGAACUCGUGAAGGAGGAGACUUUGAAGGAGUGUGCUGGCCUGGUCUCUCCUCUUACCUGGAUUUCACCAAUCCCAAGGUCAGAGAGUGGUACUCAGGUCUUUUCGCUUUCCCUGCUUAUCAGGGAUCUACGGAUAUUCUCUUCAUAUGGAAUGACAUGAAUGAGCCCUCAGUCUUUCGAGGGCCAGAGCAAACCAUGCAAAAGAAUGCUAUUCAUCAUGGCAACUGGGAGCACAGAGAACUUCACAACAUCUAUGGUUUUUAUCAGCAGAUGGCUACUGCAGAAGGACUGAUACAGCGAUCUAAAGGAAAAGAGAGACCUUUUGUUCUUUCACGUUCUUUCUUUGCUGGAUCACAAAAGUUUGGUGCAGUGUGGACGGGCGACAACACAGCAGAGUGGAGUUACCUGAAGAUUUCCAUUCCAAUGUUGCUCACUCUCAGCAUUACCGGGAUCUCUUUUUGUGGAGCUGAUGUGGGGGGCUUCAUCGGGAACCCGGAAGCAGAGCUGUUAGUUCGCUGGUACCAGGCUGGGGCCUACCAGCCUUUCUUCCGUGGCCAUGCCACUAUGAGCACCAAGCGUCGGGAGCCCUGGCUGCUGGGGAAGGAGCAUGCCCAGCUCAUCCGAGAAGCCAUCCGAGAGCGCUAUACCCUUCUGCCUUAUUUGUAUUCUCUGUUCUACCAAGCACACAUCACUUCUGAACCUGUCAUGAGGCCUCUGUGGAUAGAGUUCCCUAAUGAAGUAGAAACUUUUGGCAUAGAAGAUGAAUACAUGCUAGGAAGUGCCUUAUUGGUUCAUCCAGUCACAGAACCAAAAGCAACCAUGGUUGAUGUAUUUCUGCCAGGAUCCAAUGAGAUCUGGUAUGACCCUAAGACAUCUGCUUGCUGGGAAGGAGGACAUACUGUGAAGAUCCCAGUAGCCCUGGAUACUGUACCAGUGUUUCAGCGAGGCGGAAGUGUGGUGCCAGUAAAGACGACUGUGGGGAAGUCCACAGGCUGGAUGGCUGACACCUCAUAUGGACUCCGCAUGGCUCUGAGCACUAAGGGUUCUGCAGUGGGAGAGUUGUAUCUGGAUGAUGGCCACUCAUUCCAGUACCUCCACCAGAAGAAGUUCUUGCACAGGAAGCUCUUGUUCUGUUCCAGUGUUUUGACCAACAGUUGUGCUGACGAGAGGGGACAUUUUCCCAGCAAGUGUGUGGUGGAGAAGAUCUUGGUCUUAGGCCUCAGGAAGGAACCAUCUUCUGUGACCACCCACUCAUCUGAUGGGAAAGCUCAGCCGGUGGCUUUUGUGUAUUGUGCUGGUACUUCCACAUUGAGCCUGGAGAAGCUUUCCCUGAACAUUGGUGCAGACUGGGAAGUCCACAUCCAAUGAGAGAGUGGCUGGCCACACACACAGGAGUGGCCUGCACCUUACAACCCUUGGCCUUUUUCAGGAUUUGUGCUGCAGCCUGAUGAGCUUCCCUUGGUGGAGAGUGAUCUUCCACUGGUCACUAGUGUACUAAUAAACAGUGCAUUGCACAUUU
Molecule: messenger RNA, 3779 nt
Organism: Fukomys damarensis (Damara mole-rat)
Lineage: Eukaryota; Metazoa; Chordata; Mammalia; Rodentia; Bathyergidae
Gene: Ganc
Product: glucosidase alpha, neutral C
Exons: 24
Coding region: 884-3628 (914 amino acids)
Biological process (GO): carbohydrate metabolic process; N-glycan processing
Molecular function (GO): alpha-1,4-glucosidase activity; carbohydrate binding
Source: RefSeq, a predicted model, not a curated record